This is a messenger RNA of Benincasa hispida (wax gourd), 2138 nucleotides long. Its product is annotated as transmembrane 9 superfamily member 9-like. NCBI's taxonomy places the organism in Eukaryota, Viridiplantae, Streptophyta, Magnoliopsida, Cucurbitales, Cucurbitaceae. Gene Ontology annotation, cellular component: membrane. The record is from RefSeq and is a predicted model, not a curated record. Gene Ontology annotation, biological process: protein localization to membrane.
UAUAAUCACGUUGACCAACUGCAAGUGCAUGAGAUUCCGCGUGGUGAGGAAGAUGGAGAAGGGAAGAACAAGAUUGCAUCUCGUUGACUACAGUUCUUGUUCUGUAAUUCUCUUCAAACUCACCAAUGGCGUCUCGGAGCUCUCUUCCAGUCCGGACAUUGACGAUCUCUCUCAGCUUUCUGCUUCUCUUUCACUAUGUCCACUGUUUCAACUUCUUCGGCAUUCGUCCAGUGGAUUUCAAGAAGGGGGAUGACUUGAAAGUGAAGGUGAAAGGAUUAACUUCUACAAAGACCCAGUUGCCGGUUUCGUAUUACUCACUUCCGUUUUGUCGUCCCGAAAAGAUUGAGGACGAUGCGGAGAAUCUCGGAGAAAUUUUACUUGGUGAUCGAAGUCAAAACUCCCCUUAUGUGGCCAAAAUGUUGGAGCAUCGGCUGUGCAACAUAAUAUGCCGGAUUGAACUUGACAGCGAAGGAGCUGAAAAGUUGAAAAAGAAGAUUGAGGAUGAGUAUAUGGUUCAAAUGAUUCUUGAUAACCUCCCUUUGGUUCAUCCGAUUAGAAUAUUUGAACAUGAGUCUCCCCUUGCUUAUCAACUUGGAUUUCAUAUGGGGCUUAAAGGGUAUUAUUCUGAGGAACAAGCUGAAAAAUACUUCAUCUACAACCACUUGUUAUUUACCAUCAAGUAUUAUCAUGAUUUACGAGCAAAUUCUACUAGAAUUGUGGGAUUUGAGGUUAAGCCAUUCAGUAUCAAACAUGAGUAUAAUGGGAAAUGGAAAGAAAGGAAUACCCGUCUAUCAACUUGUGACCCAAUCUCAAAAGUUACGGUUAUUAACUCCGAUGGUCCUCAAGUGGUUGAGGAAGGCAAGGAAAUCAUUUUUACUUAUGACAUUGAGUACCAGGAGAGUGAGGUCGAUUGGCCAGCAAGAUGGGACGCCUAUCUUGCCACAAGGGAUGACCAGAUGCACUGGUUCUCUAUACUGAAUGGUUUAGAGUCUAUUCUUGUGAUCUCUGGCAUACUGGCAGUAAUUGUGUGGCGGAUUCACCGUGAUAUUUUUAACUACAACGAUCUUGAGACCCAAGAUAGAGCCCAAAAAGCGACAGGUUGGAAACUCAUCCACGGGGAUGUUUUCAGGCCACCAUGUAAUUCAGAUCUCCUUUGCGUCCAUGUUGGCACUGGAGUUCAGAUUCUUGGAAUGAUUCUUGGCACUAUGCUUUUGGCCAUCCUGGGACUCCUCUCCCCUUGUAGUAAGGGCGAUCUUAUUACAACCAUGCUCUUGCUUUGGAUCUUCAUGAGCCUCUGUGCUGGUUACGUGUCUGCCCGUCUUUACAAGAUGUUUAACGGUUCAGAUUGGAAGAAAAUUGCCUUUAAGACAGCCUUCACAUUCCCUUCUGUCAUCUAUAUAAUCUUUUCCCUGUUAAAUGCUCUCUUAUGGGCUCAAAAAUCAUCUGUAGAAGUGCCAUCUUGGGCAAUGUUUGUUCUGCUCCUUCUAUGGAUUGGAAUCUCUGCCCCGCUUGUCUUUGUGGGAAGUUAUGUUGGAUUCAAGAAGGAAGCAAUUGAAAAACCUGUGAAGACCAACUCACUCCACAGGCAAAUCCCACGUCAGUCCUGGUACAUGAAUCCGAUCCCUAUUGUUUUGAUCGGAGGGAUACUCCCCUUUUCAACCGUCUUCGUCGAGUUGUCCUUCAGCCUUACUGCAACUUGGCUAAAUCAGUUUUAUUGGUUCUUUGGCUUCCACUUGCCGGUUUUUGUCAUCCUCACUGUCACUUGUGCUGAAAUAUCCAUCAUGCUUUGUUAUUUACAGUUAUGCAGGGAGGAUUAUCGCUGGUGGUGGCGAUCGUACAUAACAUCGGGCUCAGUUGCUAUUUACCUCUUCCUUUACUCGAUUUCGUACUUCUCCAAGUCCCUGGAGAUCACAAAGCUUAUUUCUGUGUUGUUGUACAUAGGAUACAUGUUAGUUGCUUCAUAUGCAUUCUUUGUGCUGACUGGUACCAUUGGAUUCUUUGCAUGCUUUUGGUUCACAAGAGUCAUCUAUUCCAGUGUGAAAUUUGAUUAGCAUGGUUUUUCUUCCUUAUUGCUUUCUCUUUGAUUUUCCUUUCAUUGUGUACUAAACUUGAGAAGCUAAGGGUUUUUGUAGUUGAAA